AUGUUCAAGCAUUUCAGCCUACUUCGCAGCGGAAUCAGCAUCCUUCUGAUCUUCUUCGGCGGCGUGCUGUUGCUUCGCAACGAGGUCAUGAUCUCUGACAACGUGGAGAUCAUUUGCAUGUUGAGCAUUGUGGUAGUGUCGAUGUUCCUCUCCCGCUUCAUGGGGCUUCCACCUAAGCGGGGGCAACCCUAUGAUACCACGGACAAGGAGUCUGAAGGAACCCCUUCAUCAAUCGCCAACUCAUCAGCCGCCCGGGCGCUGAUGUUCCCAGAAGUGGCGCAGGAGUUGCCAUCGGAGGCCCAGUCGAAGACUUGGUGUGGAUUUGUCCCCUUUGAUGUGUACUCCCUCCUGCAGCACUGCAGCAGCCUCAAGACGCCUUACCCUGACCCAUUUGCACGACGCAGACGCAGCGACGCAGCCAUGGGGCAAAUCGGAUCUUCCCCGCUGUCCUGGCUCAAGUUGCGACCUCAGAAGGUGGCAGAUUUCUCAGUGCCGGAACAUUCCGGAUCGAAGUAUCCUUCCGGCAUCAUGAUGCAAAAACAGGAGGCUGCGGCAGGGGUGUCCUUCACCACAGACUUGUCCAACAUCGGCAGUGGAAAACACAGUCGGAUUUUCAACGCUGGUGGCGGCGUCCUGCAAGAGGAACGCCGUUUGAUCGACAAAGUCUUCAGCAUCGUGGACAAGGACAACUCUGGGCAGGUGGACAUUGAGGAGCUCAAAGGGAUGUUCAAGAUCUUCAACGUGGAGGCCAGUUUCCUCGAGAGUGCCAUCAGCAGGAUCAUGUCCAACGUCGACAAGGAUUUGGACUACAUGAUCUCGCCACAGGAGUUCUACACCCUCCUGUCGCAGAAGUUUGAAAAGGAUGACCCCAAAGAAGAAAUCAUGGCCGUCUUCCGACGUAUGGAUAAGAACGGCGAUGGCCAUUUGGAUGUGGAUGAGAUGCACGAGGUUGCCACGAUGCUGGGUGAGGACAUUCCCAAGUCCGAGGUGAAGGAGAUGAUCAAAAUGUUCAACAGAAAGUACCAGAAAGACCUGCAGGAAUACAACAGGAACAAACGGAAAGCGUCAGGCACAAAGGAGCCGCCUGUCCCAGCGAGCAUCACCGCGGACGACUUCUAUGCCGUGAUGCAGGUCAUGGGCUUCACAGCGUACCACACCUCGGUCAUCAUUGGUGAUCGAGAACUCUUUUUCGAUGGAGCUGGUAUUGUUGAUGCCAAUGCCUUCUGGAGUCAUGAUUGGUGCGAAGGGGCACGCCGACAUAGCAGGCAGCGCCAAAUGGAGCUAGUAGACCUGGGAAAGAGCAGGUUGGAUUCAGGGCAGGCUGCAGGGAUUUUAGAUCCGUUUUUCGAGGAGGGCACCUACGACGUCUUGAGGAAGAACUGCAACAGCUUUUCAGAUGCCGCAGCCUGGCUCCUCUCCAAGAGCCGCUUGGACGCGAAGUUUAAUCGCUUGGAGCGCUGGGUGGUGAAUUUGGAACCCAUGUCCCUCGAGCUCAUUAGAAGGCUCAUGAGCAUGCUGCAGCAGUCCGACCAGGAGGCUUCUCCAGGGUAUGUUCCAAAUCCGCGAGCCAAAGACUUCAACGUGGAGCAGGUGGUUUCGAGAUUGGGCUCCAGGACCACCCCCAGAGCUACCAGGCAUCAUCACUGCUGCAAUCGGAACUCCCCACUGCCUCUGCCGGCAUCUCUGAAGAAGAUGUGCCAUUCAAGUGAGGAGGUGUCACCCUUGUCGCAUGAUGGAGCCAAUCUCAAGGACACGGUCAUUGAAAUGUCAUGGGAACCAUCCGUGGAAGACUACCCGUGUCGACCAUGGAAUCCCUUUGAAAGGACCAAGGAGAACCUCACCUGUGACGAGCCGGAGCCGAAGGUUCCUGCGGUGAUCAUCGAACGCCUUCGCCUCCCUGGGGGCAUUGGAGGCUGCAUCGAUCCACGAGGUCAUGGAGGAAGAUGUGGUUUGGCGAUCGAACUGAAACAGCGCCGUGCCUUGGCUGGCCUGAGCCAAAAAGUUCGGCACCAGGUUUCGGAGCGAGACCUCACGCCGUCGCACGUCGAAGAAGAUCUGCCCCGGACAGAUCCUUCCCCGCGGCAGCCGCGACAGGUGGAAUCUGCCCCUGCUCAGGUUGAAGGAUACAGCGAAGACGAGGAGUUUUACGAGGACAGCGAUGAUGAAAGUGAAGCCCGAGAUCCUGGCAGCCCAGCGGAGGAGGACACGAGCACCCAUCUGAACUCGGAGGUUCGAUCCAUGGGAGCUCCCGAGGAGGAGUGUCAGAGUUCCAAGGAGGCCUCAGCCUUGGCCCAAAGCCUGGCCUCCAAGGCACUCUCCAUGUCUCCAGAUGAAGGCCCAGGUGACGAACUCGCUAUGAGCGAGAUCAGUGGCGACACAGGCGCUUCCUUGGACAUUCCGUACGAGACUGGCGAUGCAGCUAGUGUGGAUUCGGAAGAUUGCUUUCAGACGGCGGGCAAGAUCUUGCCCAAACGGGAAAGGGCAAACAGUGGGGCGACUGACGCAUCUGCGUGA
Messenger RNA from Cladocopium goreaui, 2514 nucleotides. The record is from the annotation of a GenBank genome assembly. Lineage: Eukaryota; Dinophyceae; Suessiales; Symbiodiniaceae.